GCGCGUGCGUGCGCGUUCGUGCUCGUGCGUGCGCGUGUUCGCUCGUACGGCUUCGGGGCGGAUCUUUGUCGUAUAAUGCAUGUCCCCCUCUCCGCCUGGGCUCAGUGACAGAUGCGGGGGUGAUUUAUAUCGGGAAGAGUGUAAUCCCGUGCGUGCGUGCGUGUGUAUUUGUGUAUGUGUGUGUGACGGGUUUUGCGCAGAGCGGAAUGGCUGUAAUGGAGAAACCGGCGGCCAGGAAGCUGCUGCUGGACGAUACGGUCUCACUGACGGCGGUAAUCGAAGCGAGUCAGAAUUUACAGUCUCACACGGAAUACAUCAUCCGUGUACAGAGGGGCGUCUCUACAGAAAACAGCUGGACGGUAAUCAGACGAUACAGUGACUUCGACAUGCUCAAUAAUAGUCUCCUGAUCUCUGGCCUGAACCUGCCACUUCCUCCUAAGAAGUUAAUUGGGAACAUGGACCGUGAGUUCAUUGCAGAGCGGCAAAAAGGUCUACAGGCCUAUCUGAACUUCCUCACGCAGCACCACAUCCUCUCGAGCUGUGAGAUUGUCAAAAAGUUCCUCGACACCAACAAUUAUUCAGCAAACUACACAGAAAUUGCCUUACAGCAAGUGUCCAUGUACUUCAGAUCGGACCUCAUAUGGGAAGUGGUUGAGCCCUUAAAAGACAUGGGAUGGAGAUUGCGAAAGCGGUACUUCUUGGUUAAAAACAAGGAGCAGCCUAAGGAGCGACAAGUAUUGAGUUGGGUCGAUUUCGGCCCUGAUAAGUUCUUAUCAGAUAAAGAUCUGCAGUCCAUGAUGAAGCUGAUUCCGUCCCUGUCUCACCCAUACAUCUGUCCAGUCACCUAUGGUUCUACAAUCGAGUCCUCAGCAGUAGUAAUCAGAAUAUUUAAUGAAAAAGGCACACUUAGGGAUCAUAUUUGCAAGGUAAAGCCAAAAGAAGCAUUCCUGAAGAAGUACUGCAACCCCAAAAAGAUCCAGGGUCUGGAGCUCCUGCAGAUCAGGAUGUAUGGGAGGCAGAUUCUGGAGGCUUUGAAAUUCCUCCAUGAUAAAGGUUUUCCUUACGGGCAUCUCCAUGCUUCGAAUGUUCUAAUUGAAGACAGCACAUGCAAACUGCUGGACAUCGAAAACUCCAUCCUGGGACUUCCGUCUUACUACCGGCCUUACGUCACCCAGUUCAGGAAAAUUAACACCACAGAGAGCAUUGAUGUCUUCUCAUUUGGUCACUUGUUGUAUGAAAUGACCUAUGGCCGGCCUCCUGAUGUUGUUCCUGUGGAUCAGUAUCCUUCUGUGCCCUACACUUCAGUCGUUUCUGUCCUGCAGUCUAUCCUGUCCACUGAGGCAUGUAAAACAGGGAUGCCCACAGUUUCUCAACUCUUACAGACACCACUCUUCAGUGAUGUGCUUCUAUACAACACAGAAAAAGCUCAGUUUAAGAUCACCUCCAAAUUGAAAGAAGCCUUGAAGUUGUCCAAAGAGUGCUUGGAAAAGCGUCUCCAAGAGGAACAGAGAGCGGUUCAGCAGCACAGGAGGUUGACACGGGCACAGUCCCAUCACGGCUCAGAGGAGGAGAAAAGGAAGAGAAAGAUCCUUGCCAGAAAGAAAUCCAGACAGAGUGCUUAUGAAAAUGAGGAGGACUUUUCCAUCAAAUACAACAACAACUCUGGUUCAGGAGCGAGUUCUCCACCUACUUGUCCUUCUUCUCCCACUCCUCCACCGGCUCCAGGUAUUCAGCCAGUGAACCUCCCACCACCUCCACCACCACCUCCACCAUCUUUAGGGAUGGAGUCCAACCCUCCGACCCGCCAUCCUCCUUCCGUUAAUGACAAGGGCCGAAGUGUCCUCCUGAGCUCCAUUCAGACCUUCAGCAAAGGCUGUCUGAAAAAAGCAAAGACCAAUGAUCGCAGCAAUCCGCACAUCUGAGCAACAUUUUUAUUAUGGUCCUUGGUUGUUAUCGUGUGUCCUCGAGCUUGUUAUCCGAGGCUUUUUGGAUCUGAUCUGAUCUUUAGGAGUGAAGAGAUGUUUUAAAACUGGACUGCUGGGAGGAAACUAUUUUUUUCAAAUAAUUUACUUCCAAAUAAGCUGCAGAUCAGCCAUGGUAAGGCAAACAUGUAGGGUAUCUGUGCUGCUAUACAGGAUAUGACCUUGGACACUGCAUUUCAUCUGUCAGGUUUAUAAAUUGGACUUGCAUAUUUGUGGUAAACAAUCACACCGACCCUACAGUGAUGUUUGUGCUCCCAUGAAACUGCAGCACAUUCGUCAUUGAUCAUGUAUUUUUUUCAAGAAGCUUAGACAAAUUUGGGUUGUGUUUCAAAUAGACUUUUUUUUUAUGGGUUUUACUUAAAAUAUUGCAUUUGUUUCGUCUUUUUUAAUCAGUUGCUUUAUAUUCUAUUGCGUUAAAACCACGUCACGUCAGAAUUACAGUAGAUGAACUUGGAGACACAAUAAUACAAACAAAAAUAUUGAAUUUGACUGUUAAAUGAAAAAAAAACAACAACUGGCUGAUGGAGAAGGGAAUUGGCAAAUGACAAACUUGGGAGAUAAUGAAAUAUUUAAAUGAAUAUUGUUUCGAUUUUUAGAAGACAUAACUCAUAAUUAUUGUAGACUGACAUGAUGUGAGCGCACUUAGAGAAAAAAAUAGAAAUAAGGACCGAACAGAAGCAUGGGGGGUUUGUGCUACAUUUGACCAUUGUGCCUAUACAAGAUGAUUGCUGUAAUUCCCAUUACCAGAAUUAGAAGCUGUGUAUCUCAUUCUCUUUUGAUUGUUAUGCAUUGCUACAAUUAAGCCUGUGUUGUACAAAAAUAGAGAAUAUUCCAUUUGAUCUAAGUGCAAUACCAAAACUCAGAUACGGUGAAUCAUUUUAAUGUAAACAGUGGACAAACUUCCAGAUCUGUUGGUCAAGAAUAGGUUUCGUGGACUUUAUAUUGCUUCUUUUUUUUUUCAUUGCAUCUUUCACCUUGAAACCCCUGUGCAGAGACUAACAUUCAAGCAGUGGAACUCGGUGUAGCUCAAACAUUUUUUCUGAAAAAUCUGCUGGAAAGUACAAACAUUUUUCAAGACCUGCCAAUGUUUUUUUUGGGACGCAGUGCGAUCUACUAUAGCUUAAAAGCAGGAACAAAUCAUUUUGUAUUCUUUAGUGCAAUUUGACAUCAUGCCCUCUUCUAUACCCCAACAGUUUGAGGAUGAAAUUGCUUCUAAGUAGCACCAUUUGUUAUUUCGCAAUGUAAGUAUAAGUGAAGGUGUGCGUCAGUAAAGGGAGCCCCAGAGUGAGCGGGCACUUCGGUUACAGCGUUUAUUCAUUCAUCUUUAGUAAUUGCUUUAUCCUGCUCACAGCUGUGGUUAAUUAGUUUAAUGAUGUGUUCAUAAAAUUAAAGUUUGUUAGAAAAUUUUAAAGGCAUGUACAAAAAUAUAACUGCAAGAGUGGGCAGGAUUGAGCAAACUCCAUAACUCCAUUCCUUAAUGUAUAGUUUUAUCAGAUUCAACCAAUGCAGAGUCAAGCCAGAAGUCCAUGAGGUGGAAAUUCUCAGUGUGGUUCAGGCUGGAUAAGCGUAUGUAAUGUCUUGUAUUGAGUAGCACUGUGUGAAUAAUGGUUAAGGUUGGGAUGAGUCAUAUAUAGCAGAUGGAUCAGAUCCAGUUCCACCUCUUGGACUUCAUACGGUAUAUUUGCGGAAACAAAAAAAAGUCCCACUUUAAACAAAUACAUAAAGAAAUGAAUUAUAAUAUGGGAAAUAUUUGGGAAUUACUUUAAGUACUUUUUAGUUUGAUUAUGCCUGUAGCUUCAGUGCAGAAGGAAGGAUUUAGGAUGAGCAAAAUUAUGUCCAAUUUUUGCCCCAUAAAUUCUUGAACAUUGAGAGGUUGAAAUGUUCUUUAAAAAAAAAAGAAAGAAAAAACAUGAUUAGGUGAUUAAUGUGACAUUGGCGCUUUGGACAUUAUGGCCAGUGCUGGAAUGCAAAGUCCUCUUUUACUUUCUGCAACUCUCAGCCCUUGUGUCUUUUUUUGUUUGUUUGUUUGUUUGUUUUUUGAAACCCAUAGUUUUUGUGUGUCUAGCGUGCACAUGAACCAUACCGAGGAGCACCAUCGGUUUCGCUGCAGCACUUUACCACUGUGUAUCGGUGGUCUUUGAAAAGAGGUAUAAAGUUUACAUUAGAUAUAAUAAUGUUGAAUGAUGGUAUGACUAGCAAAACGGUUUGAUUAUAUUUGAUAUUAAGAGAAACGAACAGUGCACAUUUGCCACAACCACUGCUGCAUACAAGGUGUGCAUGUUGUUUUUAAAUAACAGAUGUUGUGUCCUCCCAAUACAAAAGUUGCUUUGACAAUGUUUUAACCGUGAUGUUGUGCUUUAAAUUGUGAACUUUAAAGUAAAAACUGCAUAAUGUUA
Molecule: messenger RNA, 4378 nt
Organism: Silurus meridionalis
Lineage: Eukaryota; Metazoa; Chordata; Actinopteri; Siluriformes; Siluridae
Gene: pxk
Product: PX domain containing serine/threonine kinase
Exons: 18
Coding region: 207-1922 (571 amino acids)
Biological process (GO): early endosome to late endosome transport; protein phosphorylation; endosome to lysosome transport
Cellular component (GO): late endosome; early endosome; extrinsic component of endosome membrane
Molecular function (GO): protein kinase activity; actin binding; phosphatidylinositol binding
Source: RefSeq, a predicted model, not a curated record